UGUGGGAGGGGCCGGGGAGUCAGACUGCAGGGAGCAGCCGGGGUGCUGGGAGUAGGGGUGUCAGGGCUCAGGGGUUCCCUCUACGUUUUAUACAAGGGACUGAGAGCCAGAGCUGAUGUGUGGGUGUCAGGGCUGAUGUGUGGGUGCUAGGGCAGCAGUGUGGGUGUCAGGACUGAUGUGUGGGUGUCAGGGCAGCAGUGUGUGUGAGUAAGUGGCAGGUUAAGGUGAUUGGGAGGACAAGGUAUUAGCGGUGGGAGGGGAAGGGACUGGCAGGUGUUGGUGUCAGAGUUGGGUGCUGUAAUGUUUGGGGUGAGGGGGGAGCCUGUGGUGUAAGAACAUGUUGCUGUGUGAUCUCAUCUGACAGAUCAUAUUAGAUCCUAUGUGUGUGGGCAGAUUGGGCGUGCUGGUGCUUCACGACUGGCAGGACAGGCUGCUCCCUGAUUUAUAGAAACAAAACAAAGUGGUGCUGCUCGAUUGCAUGACGUGACAUCAGGAAGAAGUGUUAGCUCUGGUUCCACAAGAGAUGCCCCUUAUAAUUAGCUGAUCCCAUCACAGAGUCGUGCCAUGCUGCUGCACCCUCCCUGCCCCCUUCCCCGGGACCCGACGCUGAGCAAGAAGGACCUCAAUUACCUGCAGCAGUGGUUGGAAGUGUUUGUUACAAACUUUGAGAAGAUAAUCUUGGUGCAGACCUUGGAGCCAAGGAGGCCUGAAGAUUCUUCCUCAGAAAUUCCAGUGUUACCCCGAGAUGUUCUGCGGGUUCUGAGCCAACAGUUAAGACACUGCACAGAAGAUCUUGCCAGUGGGCAAGUGUCACAUAACAGCUUGUGCCAGGCCUUCCUCCUGCUCAAAUUCUUCAUCAUCAUCAGCAGAAACCUAGAGAAUGUGGAAAAAGAGAGGACAUCGAUCUUUGUCUGUGAAGUCAUCCAUCUCCUAACAGCAUCAGUAACAAAGUUAAAGAAGCCAUCCCCAGAGGAGACGGCAGAGUCGCAGUCACUAAAUGAAAAAGUCUCUAUUUAUGGAUUACAUCUGUGUGAGUGCCUCUUUGAUCCUUAUCAGACCUGGAGAAGACAGAGAGGAGGGGAGAUUGUUAGUGCAAAAGAGAAGAGCAAAUACAAGUUCUCACCUGCCGCUUUACCUGACGAGUUCUGCACCUUUUUUCACAUAGCAUUGCGUGAUGGAGAGAGUCUGCCUGAGCCUGUUAUCCUGCGGCUUGUCCACCUGUACGGAGCCAUUAUUACAGGAUCUAAGCAAAAUGCUCUGCUCCUCAUUACAUCGGGAUCAGUGGAAGCUCUCAUGCUGGUCCUGUGGAACUGGUGCAUGAGCCACAAUGUGAGGAACCCUCAGAUUCUACAGCUUGCAUUGGAAUGCCUGAUUUCCAUCAUCCACAUCUUGCAUGGCAGCAGCCCCAGUGAAAGGCAGGUGGAAAUCCGGAAUAUCUUGGAUACUUAUUUCAAGGUUCUUAACUCUGACCGGCCUUUGUCUUCCCUGGAGAGAAAGUCUGAGCCACACUUGGAAGAAGGACUGUUAGCCUUGCGCAUUGGCAUGUUGCGAGCUAUACCUGAGAUGCUGAACUGUGCCGACCGGCCGGUCUUGCAGGCGAUAUUCCUCAGCAACAAUUGCUUCGAACACAUCAUCCGGCUCAUUCAAAACAGCAAGCUUUACCUGAGCAGGGGCCGUGCCCCAGAGGAGAGUGGGAGAGAUCUAACCACUCAGUUACUCACCGAGCUUGAUAUCAGAAAGGUUCUUGAUAGCGAUUCAGACUCCAUUACUAUAAAUGCCAUUGGCGUUCUGACUUCCAUCAUGAGAAAUUCCCCUGCAGCUAAGGAAGUGUUCAAAGAGCGGAUUGGUUAUUCCCAUCUCUAUGAGGUUCUGAAAAGCCGAAGCCAGCCCACCAAGCCCCUUCUUCAGGAGUUACUUACAAUGGCUGUGGAAACUGAUCAUAACUUUUGCUCUGUGCACUGCAUCCAAAAUGAGCAGCCGCUGCUAAUCCUGGUCCAGUGGAUCCCUGAGCUGGUGCCCCGAGAACUCCAGAUACUGGUUUCUGAAUGGCUGAAAAGUACCUGUGACUCCUCCCUUCAGAACCGCAUGAUUUGUGUUCAGGCAGGAAUGGUUGGUCAGAUCCUCUUGGCUCUCCAGCAUGAGACAGAACUAGAUGGCAAGUGUGUAGAAAACCUUAUCCAUCUUCUACAAGUAUUGGGACGCCUCUCCAUACGACCCACUGAACUCAGGGACCUGGUCAAGCUCCUUAGGACUGAGGGUAACUGCUGCCACCGCUAUGCAACUCAGGUCAUCCGGGCUCUCUCUGCAAUGGCCAGGAAAGAUGGGCCAGAGCGAGCCCUGCAGUAUUUUGAUCUAACGCCCAGUAUGUCCGGCAUUAUGGUGCCAACCAUGCAGAAGUGGCCAGGAACUGGCUUUGCCUUUCAUGCCUGGGUGUGCCUGAAUGAGGUUGGAACAGACGAGUUACUGGCUGGAAGAAAGCGCAAACAGUUGUAUAGUUUUUUUGCAGCCAGCGGGACUGGUUUUGAGGCUUUCUUUACCACGGAUGGGAUGCUGGUUGUGGCCGUUUGCACCAAGAAGGAAUACAUGACUGUGGCACUGCCAGAAUUUCAGUUCAGCGACUCCAUAUGGCACUGCCUGGAUAUUGUACACGUCGCAGGACGCCGUCCUUUUGGACAGAAUAUGGUGCAUAUUUACACAGACGGGCAACUGAGGAAGGCGGCCCAGCUGCGUUUCCCCUCCCUAAAUGAGUCUUUUACUUCUUGCUGCAUUGGAUCUGCUGGAAAUCGCACUACCACCACCAUAAUCACCUCUCCGAAUCAUGCUCCAGACCUCACAUUUGCCUCCCACUCUGCCCUUAGCAGAUCUCAAUCCUUCCCUGCCUCGGCUCCAGUGCACAGCUGGGGUCAGGGCUCUGCACAGAACUCCCGGGAGGGUCAGGUCUCUGUCAUAGUGGCAGGGACCCAGGACACAGAAUGGGGGAGACCUACAUCACUGGAAGGUCAUCUGGGCACUGUGGCCAUUUUUCAUGACACCCUGCAAGCGAAUCAAGUAAAGGCCCUUUAUUUGGCAGGACCAAAUUAUGUGACCCCGUUCAAGCCAGAAAGUGAAUUCUCUGAUAUGGGCUCCAAACUUCUGCUUUUUUACACACCCCAGGCAUCUAAAAACAACAUCUGCCUGGAUUUGUCCCCGAGUCGCUUGUUUGAUGGGAGGCUGACAGGACACCGGGUUGUGACAUGGGACAUUAAGGAUGUAGUGAAUUGCAUGGGAGGCAUGGGCGUGUUCCUUCCCCUUCUAAACCAGGUUGCCUCCCAGACCAGUGAGGCUUCAGAGACUCAAGAGACGCAUGACCUUGUGGGCCCAGAACUCACCUCCUCCAGGAACACCCAGGGAAUGCAGCUCCCUCUUGGGAAAUCAUCAGAGAGCAGACUGGAGAGGAACGGAGUGGCAGCUUUUCUUCUGAUGGUGAAAAACUUCAUCCAACACCACCCGGUCAACCAGGAGAGCCUGUUGCAGUGCCAUGGGCCAGCUAUCAUAGGUGCUCUGAUGCAGAAGGUCUCUCCACUUACAAUGGACAUGAACGUUCUGAUGGCCUCUCAGAUGCUGAUGGACCAGGUUUCCUUAGAUGGUCAAAGUCUUCUUCUCCACCACCUCUAUCAGCACCUGCUGUUUGAUUUCCGUAUCUGGAGCAAUAGUGACUUUGCUGUUAGGCUUGGCCACAUUCAAUAUCUCUCCAACAUUAUGAAGGAUCAUAAGCAGCGGUUGAGGAAGAAAUACGGCGUACAGUACAUUCUGGAUUCAGUCCGAAAGCAUUAUGGGACACAGAUGGAAGACCCAAUCAUUGUAGAUAAUGUGAAGACUGUUCAGAUGUCAUUAUUCGCUCUGACCAAAGAUUUUCUUUCUAAGAACCCAUGCCCAGAGGAUCUGCACAGUGUCCUCAGCUACAUCGCAGCUGUGAAUGAUGAAGUGCAGGUCAGUGGGAUGCUCGAAGUCCUUCACUGCCUCUUAAAAGCAAAUGUCAGCAAUGACCUGCUCUACACCUUCCUCUUGGAGCCAUGGAAUGUAAAUAUUUUCUAUGCACUUCUGAUCCAGAAGAGCUACUCCGACCAAGUGAGAGAAAAGGUGUUCAAGAUUCUGUACAAGCUGCUGAAAUAUGAGAAGGUCCUUGAGAGGCUUAAGCAUCGGUUGAAGCUGAGAGAAAUCGGCUAUCAAGGGCUGAUCUCUUAUCUGAGUGAGGUGCCAGUGUCAAUGCUGCUUAUCCGUUGCCUGUCUGAGCAGGUGUUAGGAUCAGAUGUGUCUCCCAAUUACAAAGACCUUCUGUCAGUGGUUUAUUUGUCUCACAGGGCAGAACUUCCGGUGAAACUUGAUGUCUGUAGAAAGCUUUUCCACUUGAUUUAUUCUCAACAAGACAUAGUGCGACAUCUGGCCAAACAGACUGGCUGGCAGGACAUACUUACCAAACUCUACAUCAAGGAGUCGUAUGAGUCUAGACCAAGAAGUUUGAGCAGCCCAAUGUACUAUGGUGCCUCGUCUCACCUAAAGAGCAUGGGAAGCAGUAAAGAAGAAAAGUCUGAGACAUACAAGGAAGGUUUAAAUGGUCACAAUGGGGCUGCAGAAAAUCGGGAUGUGGACACUGUGUUCCCAGUCAGCUUUGAGGCUUCAGACCAGGAUUUCUCAGAAGGCUUUUCUGACCACUCGUUAUCCCCAACUCCUAAGCAAAAACCUUUUCUUGCCUACAACUUCAAAUCAUUUGACUCUUCAGAUCAAGCCAGCCAUUCCUCUUCUAAUAUCAUUGAUAUGCCUUGUUCAGAAGAAGCCAUCUGCUCUGAUGGCCAUUUAUUUGAAAAUGCCUACCAACCACUUUCUCCCUUCUCUUUGUCCCCUUUUGAAGUCCGUCUGGAUUUGGCAAGUGCCAGCUCAGUAGCAACCAUUGAAAGUGAGAAUCUCACUCCUAUCAGCCAGUCAGGGACCCCUUCUCCUUUUGAGACCUUCAAACCCUUUCCUGGAAUGAGGGUUCGAAAGAGUUCAAGCUUGUCAAAUGUUCUGGAUGAGAGUAGUUACCAAGAAACCUUACCCAGUGACACAGCUUCUAACACCAGCAACCCACAGCAAACACCUGAGGAGGAGCUAUGUAAUUUGUUGACCAACAUCAUCUUCUCUGUGACCUGGAGGGGGGUAGAAGGUCAGGAUGAGCUGGCGUGGAAGGAACGUGGUCAGGUGUUUUCUGUACUAACCAAAUUGGGCACAGCUUGUGAGCUGGUAAGACCCCCAGAUGAAAUAAAAAGAAGCCUUCUGGAGAUGAUGCUGGAAUCUGCUUUUACUGACAUUAAAGAAUCCACACCGGCUGCAUUGGCCAGUCUUAUCCAACAUGUAUUGAAGCUGCUACGACUUUUGCAGGAUUUUCUCUUUUCUGAAGGUCAAAACAAUGAGCUCCUCUGGAGUGAGAAGAUCUUCGAGGGGAUCAGUAACUUGCUGGACAAGCUGGGUGUCUGGUAUCAUUUAGCCAAUGGAACAUCAGAUCUGAAGGAGAUGGCUCAGAUUGGUCUGCGAAUCAUUUUGGGGUUUAUAAAGCUGGAGGACAGACAGAUGCAUUCAUCAGCAUACGUGAAACUGCACAACCUCCUGCAGACAGCUACCACCCCACAGAAGGAAGAAGCUUGUUUCCUACUAGGGAAUCUGGAGUCUCCACUCAUGGACUCUCUGUAUGCCAAGACCGAGAAUGCCUCUUGGCUGGUGCCCAUUAUCCGUACUCUGAUGGACCAGUGUUUCGAGUCCUUGGAGCUGCAGUUCCACUUACCUUCUCUCCCUCCAACCAAUGGCAGCCCAAACUUCUAUGAUGAUUUCCUAACAUUCUGCGCCACUUUGGAGUGGAGAGCCUUUAUAGACAAACAUGUUCUGCCCACAAUGGAGCAGUUUGAGAAGGAAACCUUUGCAAAGAGCCACGAUCAGAUGUCUCUGUUUUGGAAUUCCUGCUACGAUGCACUAAUGAGCAGCUCUUUCAGGAGAGAGUCAGAAAAAGAAGAGAGCCGAGUAAAAUUUCAGGAAUAUGUGCUGGAGCCAGUUAUGAAAAGGACAAAGAAUGAGAAUGCACGUUACAGCAGUGUCCUCAAGCAGAUCAACAGCCAUCACAAUACAAUCCUCAGGCAGUGGCGGUCCCUGCUUCGCUUGUUGUCCUGCCCACGGGGGGCCUGGGCUAACAGAAACCCUUCAGUGGUCAAAUGGAAAAUCUCCAGUGCUGAAACCUACUCCAGGAUGAGACUGAAACUUGUACCCAAUUAUAAUUUUGAUCCACACAAGGAGGCCAGUGCUCAGCGGGACAACCUAGGCAUUGACCACACACAGAGUCUCACAGAUUCCUUCCCACUGGCUGUGGCAAAAGAGGCCAAGGUGAACGAGCUGGAGGAUGAUCAGCUGGGAGAUGAAGACCUGAAGAACAUGAACCAAGUUGAAACCAAUGAACCGAACCAGAAAGAAAAACUUGUCAUCUCAGAGGACUGUGAGCUCAUUACAGUAGUGGCUGUGAUUCCUGGCCGGCUGGAGGUGACCACACAGCACAUCUAUUUCUAUGACAUGAACAAUGACAAGGAGGAAACCGAGGAAGGUAUUGGUUAUGACUUCAGACGUCCUCUUUCUCAGCUACGUGAGGUCCAUCUUCGCCGGUACAAUUUGCGGAGAUCAGCCUUGGAGUUCUUCUUCAUUGAUCAAGCUAAUUACUUUGUCAACUUCAAAAAAAAGGUUAGGAAUAAAGUAUAUUCCCAAAUUCUUGGCUUGCACCCACUUAACCAGUCCACAUUGGGAAGCCGUUCUCCUCAAGAGAUGCUUCAGGCCUUGGGAUUAACUCAGAAAUGGGUGUGGAGAGAAAUUUCCAACUUUGAGUACCUGAUACAGCUGAACACCAUUGCUGGACGGACAUACAAUGACUUGUCCCAGUACCCCGUGUUUCCCUGGAUCCUGCGUGAUUAUGUCUCGGAGACGUUGGACCUAAAUAAUCCAGAAGUGUUCCGGGAUCUCUCCAAGCCAGUCGGAGUAGUAAACGAAAAGCACGCAAGGGAUGUGAAGGAGAAGUAUGAAAGCUUUGAAGAUCCCACAGGUACAGUGGACAAGUUCCAUUAUGGCACACACUACUCUAACGCUGCAGGCGUAAUGCACUAUAUGAUCCGCAUGGAGCCCUUCACCACCCUUCACAUCCAGUUACAGAGUGGCCGAUUUGAUUGCUCAGACCGGCAGUUCCACUCCAUCCCAGCUGCCUGGCAAGCCCGUAUGGAGAACCCAGUGGAUGUAAAAGAGUUAAUACCAGAAUUCUUCUAUUCACCUGAAUUCAUGGAGAAUGCUAAUGGCUUUGAUUUGGGCUGCCUACAAAUAUCUAAUGGGAAAGUAGAUGACAUUGUUCUUCCAAAAUGGGCUACGUCACGCGAAGAUUUCAUCUACCAGCACCGAAAAGCCCUGGAAUCAGAGAAUGUUUCAUUACACCUGCAUGAGUGGAUUGAUCUGAUAUUUGGGUACAAGCAGAGGGGGCAAGCUGCUGUGGAAGCCCUGAAUGUUUUCUAUUACUGCACAUAUGAAGGUGUAGUGGAUCUGGACGCCAUUGCUGACGAGACUGAGAGGAAAGCGCUGGAGGGAAUCAUUAGCAACUUUGGACAGACUCCAUGUCAGCUCUUUAAGGAACCACAUCCACCGCGUCUGACAGCAGAGCAUGCAGCGAGAAGGCUAUCCAGAAUGGACACCUACUCACCCAAUGUGUUCGAGAACCUGGCUGAACUUAAAUCGUUCUUUUUAGAGGGAAUGAUGGAAGGAGUUCCUCUGGUGCUGACAGUAGUCCCAAAAACCCAGUCUCAUUCCUUCAUGACCCAGGGCUCUCCAGACAUACUGGUGACAGUGAGUUCCAACGGGCUCUUGGGAACCCACGGGUGGCUGCCAUAUGACAAGAACAUAUCCAACUAUUUCAGUUUCACCAAGGACCCCACUGUCUCAAACGUCAAGACCCAGCGUUUUCUGUCUGGACCGUUUGCGCUUGGUGCUGAGCUGUCUUCUAGAACCUUAGUUGUAUCCCAUGAUGCAAAGCUUCUCUUCAGUGGGGGACACUGGGACAACAGCCUACGGGUGACUUCUUUGAGCAAAGGGAAAGUCAUUGGUCACAUAACUAGGCACAUAGAUGUGGUUUCAUGCCUGUCACUAGACCUUUGUGGCAUCUACCUGAUUUCUGGGUCCCGGGACACCACAUGCAUGAUUUGGCAAGUCCUGCAACAGGGAGGGAUUUCCUGUGGUUUAUCCCCAAAACCUGUACAGGUGUUAUACGGCCAUGAUGAUGAGGUUACAUGUGUGGCCAUAAGCACAGAGUUAGAUAUGGCUGUUUCUGGCUCUAAGGAUGGGACCGUAAUUGUUCACACAAUCCGCCGGGGGCAGUUUAUGAGGUGUAUAAAGCCCCCGUGUGAAAGUUCUCUGCCCCUGACAAUUUCCCAGCUGGCAGUUGGUUUGGAAGGACAAAUCGUCUUUCAGAGCACAAUCGAGGGCAGGACGUCUCUUAAGGAUAAGUUUACUCUACAUUAUUACUCUGUCAAUGGGAAGCACCUUGCUACAGUGGCUUUAGAUGAGCAGGUGACUGCUCUGUGCAUCACACAAGACUAUCUGGUGCUGGGCACAUUGCAGUGUUCACUGCAGAUCAGGGAGCUCCGUAGUUUGAGAACUGCAGCUCCCUCGCUGCCAAUGAAGGUUCCUGUGCAUUGUGUGUCUGUGACAAAGGAGAACAGUCACAUCCUGGUGGGACUGGAAGAUGGGAAAUUAAUUGUUGUGGGAGCCGGUCAGCCCCUGGAGGUAAAAACUGGGCAGUUUUCAAGGAGACUGUGGGGAUCGACACGGCGCAUUUCACAGGUAUCCUCUGGUGAGACCGAGUACAAAGCAACAGAGUCCAAGUAAAAAAUAGAAAUUGAGUUUGUGAAAACCACCUGCGAGCGCUUUGCAGACACCACUGGCCAACAAUCUGAUAAUGGAGAUAAGAGCCGUUGUCCAGUGGAGCUGAAUAAUUCUUUAUGGUGGAUACCAGGGGCUUUGAGGAAUUUAUGCCUCUCCAUUCCACAGACGAUUGGUUGGCUGAAAGAACUGGGAAUCUCUAAAAGUCAUCAGGAGAUCAUUGGAAUGUGUAGCUGGUAUUUGGUGAGACAGUUAAUGUACCUUAUUAAUGGACAGACACUGCCUUGAUGAAGAUUUUGCCUCUCGUUUACUACAAUGAAACAGACACCACCUUUUAUAAAGAUAAGAUUGCAAACAGUUGGUGUUGAACUACAUAUCUACAGCAAUGUUUGCACUAAGCCAUUGUACUUCUUAUACUUUCCUUCAGCCCCCACCAUAGCUCACUAGUGCUUUGGCAGGAAAAGCUUAAACAUUGCUGCUGAGGGUGAAUUUUGGACGGCGCAGUUUUGGAUUUUUUUGCUUUGCGCUGCCACUGAUGAAUAAUGCACUUGUUUCUAAUUUUUGGACAAAUCUUCUUAAAUAAUGUAUAUAUUUUACUGAAUUCAACUUUUUUCUCCUGGAGAAAAUGAAAGCGAGAUCUAAGAAGAGACAUUUCUGCUCUAUUAUACUUGCACUUAAUGCCAUGAUUUGAUUGGCCGGUCCCACAGCAGUGCAGGUCACUGUUACAAGAAGACCGUUCUCUUCUGGGGCAUUUGACGGCCAUAUUCUAUCUCCAAGCAGACUUUGGGGUCGUUGGAUUCCAAUUGCGAUGGCGAAUGAUUCUCAUUACAUGCAGGCUUGUUACUGAGGCUGCAAAUUAUUUUUCAUAGAUUCAGAUUUUUUAAUGUUUUCAUGGCUUUCAAAAACAAUUGUGAAUUUUUUUUUUAAAGUCUAAUGCAAAAAAAAAAAAAAGGUCCUUUUCAGUAGGAUAUUUAUUGCAUUAAUAACCUGUGGUUACAGAUAAAGAGGUGAUGCUGCAGGACAUCUGAAGAGACUGUUUACAAGUUGGGUUGCAGGUUUGUGCUCACAUUGCACGUGGUGUAUUAAUGCAGUAACCAAUUACUUUUAUACACUAAUAUAAUCAGACUCCCUACAGACCACCAGCGUGUUUUUACGUUCCCACAAUGCAACAAUGACAUUUCAUUUGUGUGAAAGAGAAGGAGCGACCAAUCCUAUUGAGCACAAGAGAAGCAAAGGGUUCUGGGAGCACAUGUUCACUGCUAAUGGGAAUUAGUAUCCUCUAUGUGAAUCUGUUAAUAUGUUUUUUACUUUGUUACUCACGAUCCGCCACUUGGUUUGAGGGAUGGAGGUGUAUAUUUUUUGAUGUAGUUUUGUAAUUGUGUCGAUCACACAUAGAUCAGUAGAAUGGAGGGAUUUUUUUUAAACUGAGAUUAACAAAAGCAAUAAUUUGUUAUUUUAAGAGAUUAUUUCCAUAUAGGGAAUUCUUGAAAGAAAUAUGAAAAUGUUACUACUGAAACAUUCCAAUGCUGGAUGAUUUGUAUUUCCUAUGAAUGUAAUGCAGUUUGUUAUGGCUUUAAACGUGUGCUGUUGGGACAAACUUUUGUAUACCUCAGGAAUGUCAAACCUGUGCCCCUCACUGUUCCAAGCCUUCUUUUAUUGUAGGCAGCUCCUGGGACUGUAGUUGAAGCUGGAGAGGGGAGAGUAUGCCAUGCUCUGGUGUCCCUUUUAAAACUAAUCCUGUUUGUAAGGGCUUUUGCCACCCUUGUGUAAGGAUAUGAGUUUUACCAAAUACUACCCCUCUUUAUUGUUUAUGGGUAACUUAAUUAGACCUGCAGUAGUGCCUUCUCAUUGUUGCCUCUGGGAAAGUGAUUCCAGUACCACCUAUACUUACUCAGAUACAUAACUAAAUGCUUCCUAUUUCUGGGCUGUUCUCUUUCCUAUGGUCAGACAGGGGUUUGGUUACAAUUCAGAACAUAAGACAUAGGGUUUCCCUUUGCAAUUAUAUCAAUGGGUAGGAUAAAUGCUGUGGUUAAGUUUUGCCACUAUUGUGGGUGCUUGUUCAUAGAUAUGAUUGUGACCAAAAAACAACCCCAACAACAGCUUCUGUUUGUAACAAUAAACAAUGCCCCUGACUAGCAGCAAUGUGGAGCAGCCCAUAAGCAGAAAGUCUAGAGAAACAGAUACUUUUUAAGUACUGAAGGAAUACAUCAGUUACCUUGUUCAUAGUAGGACCAAUUAAAAUGUGUAUAUGUUUCAUCCCAAAUGAGAUUUACCCGUAAUGUACUAAAUGCACUUCGUAGCCCCUGCUCUUUAAAGAGAUGCUGGAGGCUUCUAUAUUCUAUAUAUAACAGGGGUUCAGCAAUUUUUUUACAUUUUCUGUACCCAAAGAGAACGUGCAAUUCCUUGAACAAUGUUCCUCAGCACUAAAUUUCUUGCUGUUUUUGAAUCCCUUUUGUACAGUUGUGCAAUGUUUUGCUGUGUCUGAUAUCAGGCCCAGCACAUGUAUUUCUUAUUCUGCUGCUGUUCUGCUUUAUGGGACUUAUUAUUUAGGGAUAUGAAAUGUUUGUUUUUAGCCUGGCAUGGGGAUGUUCUUGAGAGCCCGGCGAGGUCAGGGUUGUUACAGACGGGGAGGGAGGAUUUUAUGGUAAACCCCUCAUUUCUAUUCGUUUAUAUAGCAGUAUCCAUUGGUUACUGAUCCUUUGCGUUUGUUGGAGGCAGAACGCUACCAUAUUUAUGGAGUGGAAACCUCCAUAUGAUUUCAUUGUGAUAUUCCGUUAAAUCCACAAAGGGCUUUUAACAAGUUUUCCUUUUUUGUUCCCCCUUUUACUUUACUGAAUAAAAAUUAUCGAUGCUCACAAGUAAAAUAAGUUUAAAGGGACACUGACAGUUGUCUGUUUUAGAUUGGAUCCAUUGGAAACUGUAUGCACUGUUUCACCACAUUCUAAUGGACAAAUAUGGGUGCUGGUCUGACUCAUUCCUCCUCUGUAAGGCUAAUUUCACAAGGAACUCACUCAACCAGCUGAAGUGGGGACAUGAUUGCCUCAUGCAACUACAUUGUAUAUGUUCGGGAGUGCAGUUGUGAUUGGUUUUGGCCACUAAAUAUUUCCCAUUCUAGUGAAGCUG
Molecule: messenger RNA, 12027 nt
Organism: Xenopus laevis (African clawed frog)
Lineage: Eukaryota; Metazoa; Chordata; Amphibia; Anura; Pipidae
Gene: nbeal2.S
Product: neurobeachin like 2 S homeolog
Exons: 55
Coding region: 565-8910 (2781 amino acids)
Source: RefSeq, a predicted model, not a curated record